Molecule: messenger RNA, 2265 nt
Organism: Mytilus californianus (California mussel)
Lineage: Eukaryota; Metazoa; Mollusca; Bivalvia; Mytilida; Mytilidae
Product: CDP-diacylglycerol--inositol 3-phosphatidyltransferase-like
Exons: 6
Coding region: 124-765 (213 amino acids)
Biological process (GO): phosphatidylinositol biosynthetic process
Cellular component (GO): membrane; Golgi apparatus
Molecular function (GO): CDP-diacylglycerol-inositol 3-phosphatidyltransferase activity
Source: RefSeq, a predicted model, not a curated record
UCUUUUAGCAGCAGAGAACACUUAUGACACUGAAUUCUUCGUCUGCUUCGGAAAUUGAUCAGGAAUUUGCAUGUCAGAAAGUCAGAAAUAUUUUUAGAAAGAACGUCACUGCAGCAAAGCAAAAUGGCAGACAACAUAUUUUUAUUUAUCCCUAACAUAAUUGAUUAUUUCCGAGUGAUAACAGCUUUGCUGUCAUUUUAUUAUAUGAGAACAGAUUAUAUAUUGACUACUUUCUGGUAUCUGUUAAGUGGACUUUUAGAUGCCAUUGAUGGUCAUGCAGCAAGAAUGUUAGAUCAAGGAAGCAAGUUAGGUGCACUCCUAGACAUGCUGAUAGACAGAUGUGCCACCAUGUGUUUGUUAGCAGCGUUAUGCCAUUUCUAUCCAGAUUACAUGAUGUUCUUUCAGAUCUCCAUGUCUAUAGAUAUAACCAGUCACUGGUUCCAUGUCCAAAGUUCACUGAUGAAAGGUGCUACAAGCCACAAGACAAUAGAUUUAGGUGCUAAUCCUGUACUGAGACAUUAUUAUCAUAACAGGAAAAUCCUAUUUGUGAUGUGUGCAGCUAAUGAGUUGUUUUAUUGUAUGUUAUACUUAACCUACUUUACUUCUGGACCUUUCAAUUUAUUCAGCAUAAUCCUAUACCUGUCUGCUCCACUAGCCCUCAUCAAGACUGGUAUCAGCAUCCUUCAGUUAGUGGUGGCAUGUCAGAAUGUGGCCGCUGUGGAUGUGGCAGAUAGAGCUGCUGUUGCUGGGGACAAGAAACAGUAAAUGGAUAAAUAAUUAGAGCCAAAGAAAAAAAUGUUGUUUAUUUAUUGUUAAUGUGAAAUGGAUAUGUUUGUUAGAGAUAGAUACUUGUGAAUUGUUAGAUCAUCUUUGAAAGUUGUCCACAUGUUGUGUAAUUGCUUCUGUUGUUUUCAUAUUUGAGCUUGCCAAAUCACACAUAAACUUUAGAACUAAUAUACAUAUUUUAUGAAUUUGUUAUUUUAUAUGUAAACACAAUUUUUCCCUAAAGAUGAAGAAAAGGAGAUUAAAGGUACAGCUACAUUGGCUACAGAAAUCCAAUGUCACAAAAAAGACAUGUAGACUGUAGCAGUCAACAUACAGUUUAGAAGAAUAGACCAACUUCUAUACAUUAUGUCAAGCACUAAAUUGUCCUGGAUAUAGGAAAUAGUGAAGAAACUUUACACAAAGAUAAGAGAGGGGGUUAGACAACUUCACUGCUGGACUUUACUUCAAAUUUGUAAAUGAAUUUUAUUCGCUCCCAACCCUAUUACCUACAGAAAAAAUAAUAAUGGUAAUGACUUAAAUUUAAUUAAGAAAUUUGAUUGAAAAUGUAUUUACAAAAAUAACAAAUUCGAAAGGUAAAUUAAAAAAAUGUGUAAGUCCAUAAAACCUGACAAAAACCAUAUCAACCAAGGGGAUCCACUGUGGUUUAUCAAAAUUUUUCAAAUGAGUCAUAAUCAGUUUAAAUGCACACUGAAAAAGAGAAAGAAAAUUUAAGCAAGGUUACAUAAUAUUAAUAGUUGAUGUUUCAUAAAUAUUAUUAUCAAAGGGGUUACAUGUCUAUUUUAAUGUCAUCCUGAAUCAUUUUCAAAAACAUUUAAUUAAAUAAACUAACUUUCAAAACAGAAUUUUCUGGAACUAAUAUAAUAAUGUAACUUCAAACAUUUUUAAUUUUGUACAUGUAUUGAAAGAGAAUGUUGAAUAUCUCAUUGCAAUUGUUUAAUAAUCAUUUACUACAAUUUGUUUUGCUUUUUUAUUCAUAUUAAUCUUAAAAAUCUGUUAGUUAAUUAUGAAUCAGGUAAAUCUUUCGUAUGUUAUUCUCUUUAUAGCUUUAAUUUUUUUUUAAUAUAUCUUAUUGUAUGUAUUUCAGUGUAUAUAUUGUAUGCUUUGAAUGUCAAUGAUUUUUAUAGUACUGUGUUAUUUUAUUUUUAUUUUUUACCUGUCUCUCAAAACAGGAGUGUUUGGGAUUGUAUAUCAACCGUCAAUAUAUUGAGGUUAAAUAUGACUGGUCAGAUAUGUUAUUAAAGAAAAUAUGAGUUACCGGUAUUUAUGUGACUCUUAUAAUUUGGGAAAUAAAAGUUUAGAGCAUUACAUAAAGUCUUCAUUGCAUGGUAAAUGCAUGAUGAAUUGUGAUCCUUGUUGAAAGCAAAAUGUUUUUUAAACUAGUAAUACUCCCAUUACAUUGAAAUAAGAACAUUAUUUUUGAAUGAACAAAUAUUUUGUAUAUGUUAUAGCUUACUUUAUUAAAGCCAUUAACAAAUUUGA